AUGUCGAUCCAUCCAUCGCGUCUGGCGUAUGUGGAGGAUGCAGAGGACGUGGACCGACGAGGCGGCAUCGACCUGGCAAGCGUCCCACUCGAGCAUGACUACGAGAUGCCGGUGACGGCAUCGGGCAUGGCGCCCGAGAAGGCGUCGGAGCUGCUGGCGCAGCUGGCACGAAAGAAGAUUGCGGCGACGAUCGCGGUGCCCAAGGAGGACGGCAAGGUGCGGGAGCGGCUGCGAGAGCUGGGCGAGCCGGCGACGCAGUUUGGCGAAGGGCCAGCCGACCGCAAGGCGCGGCUGCGGGAGCUGCUGGCGAUCGGCGUGGAGCGAGAGCGGGCGGCAGCAGCGAGCAAGGCCCAGGGCGGCGAGGACGUGGCCAUGGACGACUACGCAGACGGCGACGGCAGCAGCGACGACAGCGACGACGACGGACCACAAGAGUUUUACACGCCGGGCGGAUCGGCUCUGCAGCAGGCUCGGCGCAGCCUGGUCGACUACUCGCUGCCGCGGACACAGCGCCAGAUCGCGCUACAGCGCACCGAGGCGCACAUCCCGCUGCGCAGCCAGGUGCGGUUCCGCGACCAGGUCAAGACACGCCUGCGCGGCUUCGAGCUGCAGGCCAGCCAGCCGACCGGCGACCGCAACAUCAGCAUGACACGCAUCGCACCGGGCGGCCAGCUGGUGGCAGCCGGCAACUUUGGCGGCUCGCUCGGCCUCUAUGGCGUGCCCAACCUCGAGCUGCAGCGCAGCCUGCGCGGCCAUACCGGCAAGAUCAGCGGCCUGUCGUGGUUUCCCGGGGCAACGCUGCCGACGUCCGAUGUCGGGCCCGGUGCCGUCAACCUGGCCUCGGGCGGUGCCGAGGGCCUCGUGCAGCUCUGGUCGCUCGAACAGGACACCCCGGUCGCCACGCUGGCUGGCCAUACAGCACGCGUCUGUCGCGUCGAGUUCCACCCGUCGGGCGCUUUCCUGGCCUCGGCCUCCGAGGAUGCCUCGUGGCGGCUGUGGGACGUGCGGCGAGCGGGCGAGGACGCCUCGUCGGCUGAACUCCUUCGUCAAGAAGGCCACUCUCGCGGCGUCUAUGCCGUCAGCUUCAACACUGACGGCUCGCUCAUCGCCAGCGCCGGCCUCGACAGCAUCGGACGCAUCUGGGACCUGCGGUCCGGCCGCACAGUCAUGAUCCUUGACGGCCCGCUCGACGGCCACAUCAAGCCCAUCUACGCGCUCGAUUGGGGCGCCGACGGCCACCGCCUCCUCUCCGCCUCGGCCGACGGCUGGGUCAAGUGCUGGGACGUCCGCAAGGUCCAGCGUGCCGGCGGCAUCGGCGCCCACACCAGCUCCGUCUCCGAUGUCCGCUGGUUCAAGGGCCUUGACGACGGCCUGCUCGGCACGCCGCCUGGCCCCGACGACAAGGGCUUGCCGCAGCCCAAAACAUCCGGCACCUUUUUCGUCUCCAGCGGCUUCGACCAGAAGAUCAACAUCUACUCGGCCGACGACUGGGUCCUCGUCCAGUCGCUCACCGGUCACACCGGCCCCGUCGCCAGCGUCGACGUCAGCCGCAAUGGUCGCUGGAUCGUCAGCGGCGGCCACGACAAGACUGUCAAGCUCUGGGGUCGCGACGAUGGAUCGGACAUGUACUCGUGA
Molecule: messenger RNA, 1635 nt
Organism: Grosmannia clavigera kw1407
Lineage: Eukaryota; Fungi; Ascomycota; Sordariomycetes; Ophiostomatales; Ophiostomataceae
Product: pre-mRNA splicing factor
Exons: 3
Coding region: 1-1635 (544 amino acids)
Biological process (GO): mRNA splicing, via spliceosome
Cellular component (GO): U4/U6 x U5 tri-snRNP complex
Molecular function (GO): U6 snRNA binding; protein binding; U4 snRNA binding
Source: RefSeq, a predicted model, not a curated record